Molecule: messenger RNA, 1055 nt
Organism: Microcebus murinus (gray mouse lemur)
Lineage: Eukaryota; Metazoa; Chordata; Mammalia; Primates; Cheirogaleidae
Source: RefSeq, a predicted model, not a curated record
AUGGCACUGGUGCCGACUCAGGCUUCCGGGCCUCUCUCCUCCCUGGGAGCCUUUAGCUGGAUCCCCCCCCAGAGCUGCGUUGGUGCCGUCCGCCGGUCACGUGGGCGGGAAGAUGGCGGCUCCCAGUGCGCACUGCGAGCGUCGCUCCUGGUGAAGCGGCCCUGGCGGCGAACUCUCCCUGGCUGCUCUGGCCCAUGUAGCUCUGGGUUAGUUCCCUGGAUCGGAGUCCUGACCACCAGGCUGGGGCUGUGGUGUCCUCAGCCGAGCCCCUUUCUACCGCUCUCUGCCCGGCUCUGUCGCCUUCUCUCCUCUGGGUGUCUUGGCCCCGGCCCCAGGCUGGGCCCAAGCCAAAGGCGCUGCCCAGAGCGUGACAGCCGCCUCCCGCCCGCAGGCCUGCGCUGUGGCAGCGCGCUCUUCCGCCACGAGGUGGGCUACGUCCUGGGCCAGCUGCAGCACGAGGCAGCGGUGCCCCACCUGGCGGCCGCCCUGGCCCGCCCCGCCGAGAGCCCCAUGGUGCGGCACGAGUGCGCCGAGGCCCUGGGCGCCAUCGCGCGGCCCGCCUGCCUGGCGGUGCUGCGGGCCCACGCGGCCGACCCCGAGCGCGUGGUGCGCGAGAGCUGCGAGGUGGCCCUGGACAUGUACGCGCACGAGAACGCCGCGGCCUUCCAGUACGCCGACGGGCUGGAGCAGCUGCGCGGCGCCGCCUGCUAGACCCCCUCCCCACCCCGCCAGGCCGCCUGGCGGGGCUGCCCAGGACCCUGCAGGGUCACCUCUCCCCGCAGGACUCGCGUCUAAACUGGAUUCGUGUAACUCGGGUCUCGUUUCUCGACUCGCUCGGGGUGCACUUGACCUGCCCCCGCCCUGGCGGCUGUGCCCCGCCUGGGCCUGCACAACUGCUGCUCAGCUAGACUCCCCGAGUCCCCUGGAAGCUGCCCCUGCCCCGGCCACUGUGCCCCGUCUGGGCCUGCACAACUGCUGCUCAGCUAGACUCCCCAAGUCCCCUGGAAGCUGCCCCUGCCCCGGCCACUGUCCCCCGUCCGGGCCUGCACAACUGC